AUGACUUUUACCAUAGGACAACCAACAAAAGUACGUUUUCAUGUUUGGGUUCUUGGCCUAGAUUCUAUUGAUGAAGGUUCAAUGACUUAUGUAGCCGAUAUAUUUAUGUCACAAUCAUGGAAAGACAAUCGUUUAAUAAUACCGGAUGAUAUUGUUUUCAAUGUAAAUACAAGUAAUGAUCCACGUGGUCCAUAUCGUUUAUUACCAUUAACAUUUAUUGAUAAAAUAUGGAGACCAGAUUCAUUUUUUAAGAAUGCAAAAGAAGUGACCUUUCAAGAAAUGACCAUUCCUAAUCAUUAUAUUUGGCUUUAUUCGGAUAAUACCAUUCUGUAUAUGGUCAAAUUGACAUUAUUAUUAUCAUGUGCAAUGAAAUUUCAAACAUAUCCACAUGAUACACAAAAUUGUACAAUGAAAAUUGAAUCCUUUCGUUGUCGUAGUCUAACUAGAUUAGAUAAUUUAGAAUUUAAUCAAAUUAUUUCUGAUUCAAAUUAUAAUCAUAAUCAGAAUAAAAUCAAUGAAUCGAUGAAAUGUUCGAUGAAUGAAGAUGACGAAGAAGAUGUAUUUCUGGGUGAUAAUCCGAUGAACAGUUGUCGUCGAAAUAGACAACAACAACAAACAAAUGAUCGUAAACAAUCAUUUAUAUAUGCAUUUCCAACACCAUCCAUUUAUGAUGAUCAAAAUUUUUGUUAUCGUAGUUGGCGUGUGCCACCAUUUCAACAAACAACAGCGACAACAGGU
Messenger RNA from Dermatophagoides pteronyssinus (European house dust mite), 738 nucleotides. RefSeq lists its product as uncharacterized. Gene Ontology annotation, biological process: monoatomic ion transmembrane transport. The record is from RefSeq and is a predicted model, not a curated record. Gene Ontology annotation, molecular function: transmembrane signaling receptor activity; extracellular ligand-gated monoatomic ion channel activity. NCBI's taxonomy places the organism in Eukaryota, Metazoa, Arthropoda, Arachnida, Sarcoptiformes, Pyroglyphidae. Gene Ontology annotation, cellular component: membrane.